AUCUGAGCGUGUUGCCAGCCUAGCCUUCGGCCAACCACUUCCUCUCUCCCCCGUUCAUCUCUUCGGUCUUCUCUUCCCACAUUCCCAUCCCCGUCAUUUGGACAAACGCCAAGUCGGCAAUCUUCUUCGGAGAUCGAUCGAACACCCCAUUCCCAUUCCCCCGUUUCCCGUUUGAUUCUUUGAAGCAGAUCGUCCUCGAUCUCGAUCCGGAUCUCGAUCCGGAUCUCGACCUAAUCGAGAUCCGGCGUCGGCGUUGCGGUGUGGUGGUGGAAGAGGGAGAGGAGGAAGGAUGGGGGAUUUCAACCUGGCGUUGCUGAUCGUGGCGGUGGUGGUAUCUGCGCUGGUGCUCCUGGUGAGCGUCUACCUCCUCGUCAACUACCAGCACCCGGACGACCACAACCAGGCCUACUUCCCCAAGCUCGUCGUCGUCCUUGGCAUCUCGAUCGCCGCGAUCUCCAUCCUCAUGCUACCCGCCGACGUCGCCAACCGCCAGGCCUGCCGGCACGCCAUCUAUAACGGUGCGUGCUCCCUCACCCUCCCCAUGAAGCAGCUCUGGCUCGCCGUCUACAUCGCCGAUGCCAUCCUCGUCUUCUUCGUCAUCCCCUUCGCCAUGUUCUACUACGAGGGCGACCAGGAUAAAGGCAUCGGGAAACGGUUGAAGAGCGCGCUGUUGUGGGUCGUGACCUCGGCCAUCGUCUGUGGGCUUCUGCUUGGAAUUCUCUAUGGACUAGUAGGUAAAGUGGACUUUACUGUUAGGCAUCUCUCUUCGUCAGCGGAAAGUUUCCCAAGUUCUUGGACAGGAUUCUCGAGAUCUCAACCUUGUAUAAGCUCAAGUCGCCUGUGUGAUGCCUAUAUAGCACCUGCUACUUCAGAAAAAACUUGGACAAUGCGAACCAGCUUCCCAGAAUAUGUGGUUGCUCUUGCAACCAUUGUUGGAUCAGUGCUUUUUACAAUAUUUGGUGGAGUUGGAAUUGCUUGUCUUCCACUGGGCCUCAUAUUUUCAUUCAUACGGCGUCCCAAGGCUGUCAUUACUCGCUCACAGUAUAUAAAGGGGGCAACUGAUUUGGGAAAGAAAGCUAGAGAACUGAAGAAAACAAUUGAAACUCUCCAUCAGGAGGAGAGAAGUGGAUCUAAGGGAAGAAAAUGGCGCAAAAAUCUGAAGGAAGCUGAAAAGGAGUUGUUUCUCUUGGAAGAUGACAUGAAAGCUCUGGAGGAAAUGUAUCCUCAAGGAGAGCAGGCAGAGACUGUCUGGGCUUUAACAGUUCUUGGCUACUUAGCAAAAUUUGUACUUGGUGUUGUUGGGUUGAUUGUUUCGGUGGCUUGGGUUGCACACAUUGUGAUAUACUUGCUAAUUAACCCUCCACUUUCUCCUUUCUUAAAUGAAGUGUUCAUCAAGUUGGAUAGCGUAUGGGGUUUGCUUGGUACAGCAGCAUUUGCAAUUUUCUGCUUUUACCUUCUUCUUGCAGUGAUAGCUGGUGAAAUGAUGCUUGGUCUGAAAUUAGUUUUUUUCACCAUCCAUCCAAUGAAGUGGGGAGGAACAUUGAUGAACUCAUUCCUUUUUAACGUGGGAUUGAUUCUACUUUGCUCCAUCAGUGUGAUUCAGUUCUGCGCUUCCGCUUUUGCUUACUAUUCACAAGCAACUGCUGCACAGGAGAUAUUUGGCCAUACUUUGCAGUCUCUUCGCGGAAUCAAGUACCUGUACAAGUAUAAUGUAUUUCAGUAUGGUUUUGUCGGCUUUGCAGUACUCACACUCUUCUAUUAUGCUGCAUUUGGAUGGAGGAAAAGAAAACCAACCGGCAGAUUCCAGUUCUCUAAUUGACGCGAAACAUCGGGGUGCUAUUUCCUGGCUUAAGCUUCUUUGCUCCAUAUAAAAUAUCCUAGGUGCAGGAAUCGUCCAUACAACUAUUUGAAGAGCCAGCUGAUCACAGUUCAUGUGGAAUAGCAAGGUUGGGUUUCUGAGGACCGAAUGAGCAUUUCAAUGACUAGUCCAGGUUCCUUGUGAUCGAUUGUAAUGUGUUUGUCUUGGUGCUUUAUUCUUGUCGUUUGUUCGAUCUGACUUUUCUUUCGCUGUAUUUUUUUAUGUAUGCCCGCGUAAUUGUUGGAGAAAUAUGUAUUUUUUGGAUCUUGCUAGGGUGGUGGAGUGUGAUCACUGUUGGACUGUAGUGCGAGGUAGCGUUUAACUACAUUGUUGUUCGUUUUUGAUGAAUUUGUAUGUAAAGAUUUCUCCGCUUGUUUA
Musa acuminata AAA Group (dessert banana) is the source of this 2236-nucleotide messenger RNA. RefSeq names its product LIMR family protein Os06g0128200. Lineage: Eukaryota; Viridiplantae; Streptophyta; Magnoliopsida; Zingiberales; Musaceae. The transcript is spliced from 14 exons. The record is from RefSeq and is a predicted model, not a curated record. The coding region runs from base 290 to 1819 and encodes 509 amino acids.